Messenger RNA from Stegostoma tigrinum, 2900 nucleotides. It is a transcript of the gene ncaph2, whose product is annotated as non-SMC condensin II complex, subunit H2. Gene Ontology annotation, cellular component: nucleus; condensin complex. The coding region runs from base 235 to 2070 and encodes 611 amino acids. Lineage: Eukaryota; Metazoa; Chordata; Chondrichthyes; Orectolobiformes; Stegostomatidae. Gene Ontology annotation, biological process: meiotic chromosome condensation; mitotic sister chromatid separation. Gene Ontology annotation, molecular function: chromatin binding. The transcript is spliced from 21 exons. The record is from RefSeq and is a predicted model, not a curated record.
CGGGAAAAACAAAAAAUGGCGCUGGCCUAAAAACGGGUAAAAUAAAACAAUCAGAGAAAAGAAGGGAAUAUUCAGAGAAAAUAGGGGAAUAUUUUGAGAACUGGAUUUAUAAUAAUCGUGCUUGAGAAAUGUGGAACGUAGCUAGAUACGGUUCUUCGGUGGGGGAUGGCUGCUUGAUCUGCUGAGUACUUCUGUUUUAACUCCUUGUCUCAAGGGUUCUGUGCUUAGUCAAGGAUGGAGGAUGUUGAGUCACGAUUCACACAUCUCCUUCAGCCCAUUAGAGAGUUGACGAAGAACUGGGAGAUUGAUGUGGCAUCUCAGCUUGGGGAAUACCUAGAAGAGUUGGACCAGAUCUGCAUUUCCUUUGAUGAUGGGAAGACGACAAUGAACUUUGCAGAAGCUGCACUCUUGAUCCAGGGCUCGGCAUGUAUUUACAGCAGGAAGGUGGAAUAUCUGCAUUCUCUGGUGUUCCAAGCGCUGGACCUGAUCUCCAACAAAAAACGGAAUCAAAAAGUUACAUCCAUUGCUGCGGAUGGGACAGAUAAUGAUGUGUCUUUGGCCAAUGACCAGGAUUGGGAAUUUUUGUCUCUUGACGAUAUUGAGUGUCCAUCAAAAGCCAGCAUUGAUUUGCAGAUGGAUCACAGUUCAAAUGUUGUGAACAUUAUACCAUUAACACCAAUGGCACUGGUUCCACUAGAAGAAAUUGAGAAAAAGAACAACCCGCUGCUGAGCCGAAGAGGAGAGAUCCUUGGCAGCCGCAAGGAUUUCCGAAUGAAUACUUGUACCCCUCAUGCCACAGGUGCAUUCAUGUUAGAGCUGGCCACUGUGUCACCGAUGAGCUAUCUGCACAGGCAACAGCAAGGCAACACAGAGUACACUAGGAAUGGCUUGCAGAAUGUUCAGGAGGACAUGGGCAUGGAUAACAGUGACUGUCAGGCUCCAGUUCCAGUAUUGAACUUCUUGGACGAAGCGGGAAUGGAUGAUGAUGGUGGUGAUGCUGACGGCAAUUUUGUUCCACCUUCAGCAGAGGGUGAUUUCGUUCAGGAGCACAUUGCAACACAGAAGGCUGAGAAUGAAAAUCGGGGUUAUGUACUGCGUAAGCGGGAUCCAGUGGUGCCUGACGUGUUGCACACAAAGGAAGUGCUCGACCCCUGGAGGAGUCUGGAUCCUUUUGAAGCCACUCAAGACAAGCCAUUCAAGAAAGGAAUACAUUUUGUUAUACCACCACGUGUUGAUAUCACUGGAGGCAAGCGGAAACGAAAAACCUUUGUAAAACUGAAAGAUUUUGGGAAAUGGUUCUCUGAGACAUAUUAUGGUGGAUGGAGUGAGGCAAAGAGUCGGAAAAGAGGCCCAACAUUUGCAGAUAUGGAUGUUCUGUACUGGCAACAUAUGAAAGACAGACUCCGAGCACAGAGGAAACAUCAGCAAAUGAUGAUUGCUCUACGUGGGAGGGUAAUAGAGGAGUUAGAUGUAGAAGCAGGAAACAUGGAAGAAGAAUUAAAUGACUUGCAAGAGCGAGCUGAAGACCAUCUGGAUAAUGACGGACUGGAAGAUGAUUACGACAUUAAUUUGGAUCAAGAAGCUGAUGCAGCUCAGGACAACCACAGCCCCCCAAAUCUGGAACCUUUUGGAGAAAUGGGAUCAGCGUGUUAUGAGGAACUUGUCAGAAGGAAUGUGGAGCUGUUCAUCGCUAACUCCCAGCAGUAUGCCAAGGAAACAGCCCUAUCCCUUCGUGUGAGGGACUGGGAGGAGAAAAUUGGCCCAAGACUUGAAGAACAGGAUGAACGAGCUGCCUUUGACAUCCAUGAUUAUGGAAUCAGAAUUAUGGAUGCGUUUGACUGCAUCAGACAGAGGCGUUCAUUUGCAAGCAUUGUGGCUGGAAAGGAGGCAUUCGAAGUGUGCAGAUAUAUGCUGGCCACGCUGCAACUGGCCAAUGACUACACAGUGGACAUAUGGCAAAAAGAAGGGCUGUAUGAAUCAGUCGACACAAUGGAACUGACCCUUUUGAGCAAAGUAAGAGCUCACGAACGUUUCCGGACAUACAUGGCUCCAUCCAUUUCAAAUAAAUGAGAAGAUUCACAGACCUUCAUUCAACUUGCACAGUCCUCAAACUGCAAUCUUGACAUUACAUCCAUUGUUUAUGGCACACCAGGAGGGACUAUGCCCAUAUUUCCUCGCCGUAUGACAGCAAGUGUCUGGGACACUGACUAAAAGGAUGCAUGUUCCUCAUGUUUCAGUGGAAUGCACCACUUGCCCUAAGCCCUGCCAAAACAAUUCCUGGAUUGUGAUUAUUCUCUACUUAUGCUUAUAUAUUUGCUGUGUUCUGUACAGCUACUAUCCUGGGCUGUUUUGAUUAUAUAAUGUGCUUCGUGCAGUUUACUGGCUGCAUCCUGUGCAGUAUUUUUAUACAAACUCAUGAUUUUCUGAUGGAGGGAAAUAUAAUCAAAAUGAGUGCAGCUAUCAUUGUCUAUGCUUUUUGAGAUGCUUAGCAGAUUUGUGAAGGAGAAAAUCUCUUCAAUUAAGUGCUAUAUCUAACCUUGUGCCAAGUGUAACAUUUGUAAAGUUAGGGCUUGUCCAUUUAUAUUUAGGUGAGGUUUUGUGCAAUAAUUUCCUCACUCCAGCCCAUGCUGGAGAAGAAAGACUUUGAUUUCAUAUUUUAAAAAAUACAAUUGUUUUAUCAAACAUUCUUCCUCCCUAGCCUCACCUUUCUGAAUGAGAAAGUGAGAAUCCAGAAAUGUUUAUGAAUUGAAAUUCGAUUGGAUGGUAAUAAAUGAUGCUUGUAUUUUGGGGAAUAGUGUGUGCCAUCAGGAGCAGAUAAUCACAAAUCUGUACAAAGUGGGAUUUUUAAAAAUGUACAAAUCUAAAUUUUGUAAAAGUACUGCAGUAAACUUAGAACUCGA